Plasmodium gonderi is the source of this 12051-nucleotide messenger RNA. RefSeq lists its product as hypothetical. Gene Ontology annotation, cellular component: nucleus. Gene Ontology annotation, molecular function: transcription coregulator activity; double-stranded DNA binding. The record is from RefSeq and is a predicted model, not a curated record. Lineage: Eukaryota; Apicomplexa; Aconoidasida; Haemosporida; Plasmodiidae. The transcript is spliced from 2 exons. Gene Ontology annotation, biological process: regulation of transcription by RNA polymerase II. The coding region runs from base 1 to 12051 and encodes 4016 amino acids.
AUGGAUAGCAAUAUGUGCAGUUGUCACACAAACAUGAACUACAGGAUUUUACAUGGCUAUGCCAAUAAUGAAAAUCUGAACAAUGUAAUUAAUUAUGAUAAUAACAAAGGGGCAUCAUAUAAUUUGAACACGGGUUCAAAUUUUUAUGUGCCUGCAUCGGGAAUAAGCUCUAGCAACAGUAGUGGGAAUUUGAAUAGUGGAAAUAACUAUGCAACAUAUGGGGAACUUUUAAAUUCUUAUACUUCUCUUGAACAAACAUUAAAUAAAUGUGUACCUAAUUUUCACAUAAACUCAUUAAGCAAUAACAUGAUUUGUCAUAAAUGUAACACAGAUCAAGGAAAUAAUUUAAAUUUUUCACAACAUGGAUUUUUUGAAGGCUUUACAUCAAAUGGUUUGAUGAAAACUUAUAACAAGAACAAUCGUUCGUGUAUUCACUGUUCCUGUUUGGGGCCAGGUGCAGACAAUAAUGGGAGUGCUCUCGGUCUGGAUAUUUCAAACAAGAUCUCUGGGCCAUUAACUGGAUAUGGAGUUUACUCAGCAAUGGGAGGCACCCACCCCAGCGCGAGUGCGAGUAGUGCCUUGUUGAACCAAGGUUUAGUAAACCACCCUGAAAAAAAUGGAAAUAUAAGUUUUAACGCAAGUGAAAAUUUGAAUUCUGAAACGAGCAGCACUUUGAGGAAUGGAAUAUCGAACAGCCUCAAUUGCGACCUAAGUGAAAGUGCCAGUAACCACAUUAGCGGGUACUUCUGCAGGAAUGCGACGAGCCAGAUUGGCAAUCCAAUAGGCCAGGUUAGUAAUCCUCUUGGCCAGAUUAACAAUCCGAUAGGUCAGGUUAAUAACCCCAUAGGCCAGAUUGGAAACCCGAUAGGCCAGAUUGGCAACCAGAUAGGGCACCAUUUUAACAAUCCAAUAUCAACUCAUACGCUCGACACGAAUGAAAAGAAUAGGAGCACUAAUUCUCUACAAGUUGUAAGAGAAAAUUUAAAUAAAAAUGGGGAAGUUACUACAUACACAAGGAAUGGAGUUUACAAUUCUUUUGAUUUUUUAAAUCCAAAUAAUCUGAACAGCACACACAUUAAAACUCCUUUUAAUUAUUCCACUUUAAAUGGGUUCAUGCUAAAUAAUAUGAAGACAAGUAAUGGAAAAAAUGCAGAGAUGAAUAUGAAAACAGCUAGUGUUGCAAAGAACUCAACAAGUGGGUCCUUUAAUUCGGAUGAAAAUUCUCUUCAGCCAUUAGAUAUUGGAUUCACAAGAGAUGGGGAAUGCACAAACACAAUCCCUCUCAAUUCAGGUAGAAUAAGCAAUGGCAUUCCAAGUAUUAGUAUGAGUUCGCCGAACCCAAAUAUAGCAACACGGACAUCAUAUAUGAGGACACCUAUCACAUACGUGACAACACCUGUUACAUGUAUGAACAAUCGCAAUGCAGAAAUAAAUAGUGCAUCUAGAGGGAAAUUAAAUAUGAAUGCUUUAGGAACAACAUAUCCAGAAACUGAACGAACAAUGAGAGAAAUAGAAAAGAAGGAUGUUAUGUACAAAAAAGGUGUGAAUAUCCCUCGGAGUUUGACAAGCGAUGAGGGUGUUUACAAUUUUCUAAGGCUGAACAACCAACAAGUACCAACAAUUUUUCCUUGUGCUAUGAGCAUGGAAAGUAUGGGGUCUUCCCUACGGACCUCUAACAUCCAUCCAAUUGGAGGGAGAAUCAGCCACACGGGUAGAAUCGGCCACAUGGGUAGAAUCAGCCACAUGGGCGGAAUCAACCACACGGGAAGAAUCUGUCACAGAGAUGGAAGCGGGAACACGCGUGAGAGUGGAAAUGCAAAGGGGUCUCUAAGUAACCAAAGUGUGGAGAGCACGAAACAGAAAAUAUAUAAUACGUCUAAAAUGGAACGUAUUAUUCCCCAAAGUAUGAACCUUGAGAGGGAUGUAUACAACAUACAUUCUCUCGAUAGUGAUCUUAUGUAUGGAUCUAAUCAGAAAUCAUGCACAUCGAGAAGCAGAGAAAUAAAGAGAAGAUGCAACCCAGAAGAAAAAAAUAUAACAAGUUGGAUGAAUCGACCUAUUGAUAGGAAAAAGAAUUUGAAUGAAUGCAAAAUAUUGAAUAAACGUAGUUAUGAUUUUUAUUAUAUGAACACUAAUGAGUCAUAUGAAGAGAAUAAUAAUUUCCACAAUAUAAAUUAUGCAGAAAAAGUAAAAAAAACAAACACUCAUCUGAAUUCCAAAAAUAGAAAUACAAAUAGAGAUAAUUCAAUCUCCUCGCGUGAGAGUAAUCAAUCGUCAACUCGUAGCCAUCAGAUGAAAAAGAGCCAUAAAAAGUGUAAUGAAAACAGAAAGAGGAAAAGAAGGAAAAACAUCAACUCGAGUGGAUACUUCAAUAUCCAAAAUGAUAUUUCAGAUCCCCACUGUUCAUUUAAUACAGGAGUGUGUGCUCCGUCCAUGUCUUUGUCUGCUUCAUUCUCCUCCACGUCGUGCGACAAAUCGUCUCGUGCAUCUUCCAAUUUGUCCGACUCGUCUGAUUCGUCCGAUUUGUCCAAUUCGCCCAAUUCGCCCAAUUCGUCAAAUUCUUCCUUCUUUACAAAUACUUUGAACGAAAAAGUAAACAAGAGAGAGAAGGAAAAACAAAGAAAAGGAAGGAACCAAAAAAAAAAAAAAAAGAGAAAAAAAAAAAAAAAAAAAAAAAAAAAAAAAAAGAGGACAAUGAUGUUGACAGUUCCUCACGUUCAAGGAAAAAGGAGAAGACCAACAGUAAUUGAGUUUUUGAAUUCCAAAUGGAACAGAAGCUCAUACAAUAAGGUUGGAAGUGGAGGACAAAUCGAAGGACAAUGUGAAGACGAGCGUGAAAGUUGCAGCUUGAGCAAUUCUGGUGAUUUCUCAAAAAAAGAAAAAAAAAUAGGGUCCCAUCAUGAGAAAAAAAAAAGAGGAAACCAUAAUUUGGAAGAUCCAUGGAAAGGAAUGGACGAUAUCAACAGAAAAAAAAAUUCUUUAUCUUCAAAUAGUGAUCAUAACGCAGGUGGAAGUACGUGGAGUGAAGGGGAUUCGAAUUAUGGAAAUGAGUGUAUGCCGUGGUCAGAGGAGAGAAAAAUGGUUCAGGAGAAUACACUAGACAACAGGGUGGGUGGUAGUGGUGGUAAUCCAAAGGAAAAUCUUUUAUCGAUAGAGUUAAACAUGAAGACGAGAAAGAAGCGCACGAGAAAAUGCAAUGAUGAACAGGAUUCCAUUUGCACGAAGAUGAAGCGCUUGAAUGAAACACCCAUUAAGAUAAAAGAUGAUGGUAGAUCUGGUGAACGUAAGUCUGACGAUGGGGCAAAAGAUAGUGAUAGAGAUAGUGAUAAAGUUAGUGAUAGAGAUAGUGAUAAAGUUAGUGAUAGAGAUAGUGAUAGAGAUAUUGAUAGAGAUAGUGAUGGAGGUAUUGAAAAGAAUCGUGGCCCCGUAAAUGAACGUCCAACGGAGGGCGCAGAGAUGGUGCAAUCGAGUGAGGAAAACAAUUCAGAAAAGGAAUUCACUAGUGAGGGUGAGGAGUUGUAUGCAAAUUUGAGUUCCAGCAAUGAUAGUGACAAAACAGGAGAUAGCAAUUCGGCAGAUUUGGAUACGAGUCAAGCGAAUAUUCAAGUCGGAGAGGAAGAAAUGGAAAGCGAGAGCGAGUGUGAAGAAAUGAAAGAAAAAAUGUGGCAUGAGGAAAGUACGUUACGAGAAAAGGAUACAAAGAUGGUGAUGAAGAAUAAAAAAAAAAAAAAAAAAAAACAAGUGAAAGAAUUGGAAGAAGGGAAGAAAAUAAAGCCUGAGUUGAGCAUGUCAGGAGAGAGGGAAGAAGAUAAUUCCAAGGAAAUAUUAAGAGAGGAUCAAAGUGUGGAAAGUUCGUCCUCUGGAAAAUCUACUACAAGCGACACGGAAGGAAGCACGAUCGAAUCUUAUAAGAGUGAAAGUGAUAUCAGUUGUGAAUCCUCAGGGGAGAGUUCCGAAGACCUGUUAGAUUACUCAUCUGAUGAGAUCACACGGACAGAAAGCUCCAGCAAUGGAAGUGGUAACCAUGAUUUGCACGCCGACGAGAUUGGCAGUGUUAGAAGUAGUAGAAGUGGUAGAAGUGGUAGAAGUAGUAGAAGUGGUAGAAGUGGUAGAAGUAGUAGAAGUGGUAGAAGUGGUAGAAGUAGUAGAAAUGGUAAACGUGAUAGAAGUAGUAGAAGUAUCAGUAGCACUGACGUGCGUUCGCCUCCUAAUGGGCAUCCAGAGAGCGCAAAAGAAAGGAAGCACAAGAAUGAGGAAAUGAGCUCUUGGAACGUUCAACUGGAGGAAGAAUUCAGCACAUGUGCAUUUAUCCCUGCCCCAAUUUGCAGCACCGAGGGAAGAAGCGUGAAUUUGUUCAGCGAAAGAGAAUCAAAGAGGAGAGAAGCAUAUGCAAAGAAGAGAGAAGCAGAAGCGAAGAAAAGAGAAGCAGAAGCGAAGAAGAGAGAAGCAGAAGCAAAGAAGAGAGAAGCAGAAGCAAAGAAGAGAGAAGCAGAAGCGAACCGUAUAUACAGAGAAAUCCUGCGGAAAGACGGAAUAAAGUGCUACCAAACGGAGAGAGAAUUAAAGAGAAAAGAAAAAAAUAAUAAUGAGGAAAAGCAUGGAAGAGGAAGUGAAGACAAUAACACAUGUAUAAUAAAACAGAAUAAGAGAGCAUACACAAGUUUGAGAAAUGUAGAUUAUGUAAAUAAUAAUGAAAUUUUAAGAAUGAUAAAAAAAGAUAUUAUAAAAAAGAAUAAAAUAAAAAUAUAUGAAUAUAUAAUUUUACUGUCCUAUUUAUUUUAUAAAAAAUCUAGAUAUUUAGAUUUUAAUAAAAUAUAUUUAUAUAAUACUAUGAAAAAAUUAUGUCCAUUUUUAUUAAAAAUAAACAAAAAAUGUAAUGAUGUAGAAGUACGGAAUGUAUUUUAUUACUUAAGUAAAAUAUUUAUUUUGGAUGAUUAUUUUAUUUUUAGGAUAAAUAUAUUUGCAUUUAAUUGGUUUAUAUUAUAUGUAUAUAAAAUGAAAUUAAAAAAUGUCUUAUUUAUAGAGGAUAUAAAUUUAUUAACAAAUUUUUUGUGUGGAUUUUUAACAAAUAAAAAAUUUAAAAAUUAUUCUAUUUUAUUUCUUAUAAAUGUAGUUUUGCAGAAAGCCACUGGAAAGUCUUUAUACGCAGGUCUCAAUUACAGUUACAUAUGUUCUCUCUACAUUUCCUUGUUCUCAAAAGCAAUUUGUAUGUCAGUGAUGCAUAGGGAAUUUCUUAGAACUUACCCCAGGCAUGGUGAUAAUAAUACUGUUCGUGUCAUGAAACAUAUCCCAGAGGAAUCCGUGAAGUCUUGGGUGAGAGAAUGUACUGAAACUCUAGAUGGGAGUGAGAUGUGUAAAGAUGGGAAGAAUGAAAAUAACAACCAGCGUGGUGAAGACAAUGAUCUAGACAAUGGUGAAAGCAAUGAAGGAUGGAGACAACCCUGUCGGAGUUUUCUAAAAAUGAAAGGGUUCAUCACACCUUUGAAUACAAACGGAACCAGAUGCAUGAACAGGAUAAAUAAAACGAACAUGUACUCUUUCAGCAGAAGAAUAAUUCAGAAUAAUGAACAAUGGGGAGAUGGAAAAAAUUGGAAAAAGCAGAGGAGCAAAUCAGAGAAAAUUUCCACCAGACAAGACCUUAUCAUUUUAUAUAUACUUUACAUAUGUCGAAACAAUUGUUCCAUUUAUGUGAACAUUUUAAAACACAUUUUGGAUGACAUUUUAAAAUUUAAAUUAACGUAUAAUUUUCACAAAAUAAAAAUUAAAAGUAGAUUUUUCUACAAAAAAAUUGUUCGUUGCUUAAAAAAUGUCAAAAAGAUUAUGGUCAAGUUGGGGAAAAAAAGGUAUCGAAGGAGGAACAAAGAGAGAGCAAGUCAGGAAAUAGAUAAACAAGAGAGUGAGCAUGAGAAAAAGAGAGGAAGGAAGAAAAAGAUAAAACCUGAGAAAGACGUUAAGAAAUGGAACAACCUGAGUGCAAAGGAAAAAUGUCCCAAGGAGGAUUACACAUCCUUUGAUGAUCAUGCAAAUACAAAUUACUCAUUCGUUUAUCUGCUCGUUGGGUUGUUUUUAGAAUAUACAUCUUUCUCUUUUAAUGGGUUCAUUAUGCGUUUUUUUGAAAAUGAAAAGCUAGCCAAUCUGUAUAAAUUGUUAAUUCUGCACGUAAGGGACUACACAGAAAUCAUUUUCAAGUAUAUGAAGUUCAUCACCAUGGACAUGACUAAGGUGUAUGGAAAUAUUUGGAUACGAAACAUAUUCACCACAGUUAAUUUAAAAAAGGUUGAUGAAUUCAAUGACAUUGCGGGGACGCUACUUCACGCAGAUGGGUUCAGACACUCUGCAUCUGCCAAGAGGGGAUCAGAGAGGACCUCUAACACUGCCAUUGCCACUGCCAUUGCCACUGCAACUGCCACUACCACCGCCACUUCCACUGCUGCAAUAACUCAGGAGAAGCAAACUUCCCAAGCUGAAGUAACAUUAGGAAGAACAGAUCCCACGGAACAUGAGGAAGAAGCGCAUCUAGUGACCCAACAAAAGGAGGAAAAAUUUGAUUUAAAAUUCCAAAGAAAUAAUGAAAAGUUAAUAAAUUGCAUAAAGGAGGAGAACAUAAUGAAAUCCAUAAGUCAUACCAUUCAGAUGGAAAAUUUGAGUGAAAACCGGCAAGAAGAACUGUGUUAUUAUUCUCUUAACAAAGCUAAUUUUGGGGAGGGAAAUGAAAAAAGAGCAGAAUUUGAAAUGACCAAAAUGGAACAUUUCCGCCUGAACAGCAAGGUAAAAGGGAGGAAACAAGAAUGGGGGAAUAAAUUUCAAUCUAUUAUUUUCAAACAUGAAAUGGACAAGGGCAAUAAUGCAAAGUGUGUCGAUAAAUCUGUAACGGGAAAUGUAAAAGUGAAAAAUGUAAAAGUGAACAAUGUCUGGUUUAACAAAUCAGAUAAGAGGCAUCUCUCCAUGAGUUUAAAAAAAAAAAGAAAAAAAAAUGAAUAUUAUGGAAAUGAUGAUUUCAUCGAAGCAACACUUUACAUGUUAUGCAGAUGUGUAAAAAUAUUUAAAGGAAGUACUACUCUUAGAACCUUGUUUGAUAUAUUGUUUCUUUUUUUUAUACAAAGAAUGGAGAGAGAAAGAUUGCAACAAUUUUUAGGGCAGAUGUAUAACAAAGAUAUGGAGUUAAGCAGAUUGAUAACAAAUAUUCUUUUAAGAACUGAUAUGAGAGAAAAUUGUUUACAAAAUGUGAGUUUUAUUAAUUAUUUUUUAACAAGUAAGGAAUCAUUAGAACCCAAGCAUAUUGGUUUUAAUAAGGUAGAAAUAGACUUAGCUGAUAUAUGUUCAUUUUACCUGAACAAGCGUAUCAGAUGUAGAGUAAAAAGAAAGAUCCCCAAUAGAAGAAUAGAUACGAACAAGAAGAGAAAAAAUGAAAAGAACUACUUCAACUCACAGUUGUGUUUGAAACCAUGCUCAUGCAUGUUCCUUACUUAUGUUCUUUUCUUUUCACGUAUAUUUAAAAACUUCAAAAUGUAUUUCAUGCAUUUCACACGAUUUUCAUAUUCCCUUCAAAAAAAAGCAGUAACAAUGAAAGAUAACACUAAAAUGGAUUUUAAAUGUGGAAAGAUACAGGCAUGCAUAGAAGGGAAGGAAGCCUUACAAAUUGAAAAGGGCUACUUGGAUAACCAUACUGGGUUUAGAAAUUAUUAUUCCCGAUUACAGGAUUCAGAACAGAAUCAGGAGAAUCAGGAGAACCAGGAGGAAUGGGAUCAAGAAUCGGUAGAAGCACAUUACAACCACAUCUACUGUAAAAACUGUGAUAGAGAUGCCUUUUCGGAUGAAUGUACACUUGGAGGAGAAAAAACUUCCAAUUUAUGGGCGACCAAGAUGAAGCAAAUUCCCAUGCAUGUUGAAGAUGGGACAGCAGUUAUAACAAACUCGUCAGCUGUGGGAAGUGCAGCGGUGGCAAACCCAGAUGCGACUGAAAUUUUAGUGGACGCAAAUGUGUCACAGAACACAAUAGGAGAAGAAAAAAAAUGUAAAAGAAGUGACGAACUGGAACUGAUAUGGAAAGAGCACAAGGAGAAAAUGCAACACGAUUGGAAAAAUACAAAAUGGAAGUGGAGGAUUGAAGAAGUGUUGAGAAAAUAUCAUCUAAUUAUUAGUGACGAAAUUAAGAGUUCAUAUUUUGUUAAAGGGUUGAAGAAAUGUUCAAGGUUUUGUAAAAAGAGGAAACAGAAGAAAGUUACACAAAUAUUUACAAAAUUAGAAAAUGUAAAAAUAAGUGAAAACAAUUCGAUUGGAAAUGUACAUUUGUUUAGUGAACAUACUGCUUAUCACAUUUUGAGUAUUCUGUAUGAACAGCAAGGGGUUCAUAACGUUCAGCUUAACAAUGUGUUCGUAAGAAUAAACGGGAAUAUAUUUGAUGGGAGAGAGAUGCUUGGUGCGAGAGAAAUGCAUGACGGGAGAGAGAUGCUUGGUGAGAGAGAAAUGCCUGACAAAGGAGAAAUAUUUUGCGAGAGAGAAAUGCAUGGCAAAGGAGAAAUACCUGACGGAAAAGUGAAAAGCAAGAGGAAUGGGGGAAAAAUUCUGCGACAUAGUUCAGAAAAAGGACGCAUAUGUGAAAGGAUUGGAAAAAUUAUGAACAAUAUUUUGAAGUGGAACAAGCUAAAUAUUGCAUAUAACAAAAGAAAAAAAGAAGAAAAGAAAAAGGCAAAUCUAAAAAGGAGAAGAAAUAAAUACACAAAUAUUAUAGUCGAUAUGUAUCCCCUAAUAUUCUUAUCUCUGACGAAACUUUUGAAUGCUUCUAUAAUUAUUAAUGACGACGUGAAGGAUAAAUGUUUCGAUGUGAAAAAUGAAAUAUUCCCUAUUAAAUUGAACCUAUCUGUAGAAUUGAAUAAAUAUGAGGAAUCUUUAAAAAUUCAUCAGACUGAAAUUAAGAACGAUGAAAGAACCAAGUGGCAGUACCCAUUGAUUAAGAAGUGUCUUUGCACCGGAUGCAUGUUUCGUGUUCGCCUCGGACGGGGUGCCUCAAGCUGGCUAAAAUAUAAAGGAGCAAACGGAGAAGCCAAGCCAGAAUCAACCAGAGCGAUGAAAACCGAAGCCGCUUCCCCAAGUAGACAUUUACUUAGAAACAUUGCCGAGGAAGGGAGACCAAGAACAACUGUGCAACUCCUUAUGGGAAGAAGGAAUAAGAUCCUGAACUUAAUCGUUAAAUUGUUGUAUAGAGAAAUAAAAACAGACUUUUAUAUGCUGAACGAAUAUUAUGACGAGAAGGUUCAUAUUUACAGGACUCUGCUCAUUUUGCUAAUGUUAAAGUAUUUGUCAUCUGGACAUGAUUUAUCUGCUUUUGGAAAAAAAUUCAUUCUUUUUUUCAUUCAAAGAUUGUUUCGUCUUUUGUGCUUCCGAUUGAUGUGUCUCUUUUUAUCAGCCCCUCACGUGAACAAAUUGACGAGUGAAAUAAUUAUAAUCGAUGAUGAUUAUCUCGUGAAUAGUUACCUGACGCAAUCCAAAUCGAAACGAACCCAUCGAAAGUCUAUUCAGAAUCGGCUUUUCCAGAAGAAAUCUUACAACUUGUAUAAGAGAUAUUCAGAAAAUUUUCUUUUCAAUAUUCGAUUUUUUCAAAACGAAGGAGAGGCUGUGUCAAGUGCUAAAAAAAAUGGAACCCCGAUGAGGGAAGCUGAGAAGUGGGCUAGAAGUGAGGAUCAAACUGGAUCUUCCAGUUGUAACUGGGAAGAUAAGAGGCGAGGCAAGGAUUGUAACAAGCCAUGUUGUAAGAGGAGUGUCAAAUCGAGUGCCACUUCGCCUGAGAAGCUGAAAAAGAGAACCAUUUACAAACCAUUCGUGCCGUUCGGAAGUUUAGUAAUGACAAAGAAAGAAAUACUGAAAUUGAAACUUCAGGGAGAGGAAGAAAUAAAAAAAGACAACAUAUACAUUAACAAGUGCAUACUAAAGUCGAAGGCAAAGAGCAGAAGUAAGAACGCAGAAAUGUAUAAUGAAAGGCAAAUCGAUGAGAAGGAGAAAAUUCAACUUUCCGUAGUGUCUAUAAUAUUACUUAUGAACGUGUUCAGAAGAAAUAGUAACUAUUCAUAUAGCAUAAAUUUUUAUAUAAAUCUAUUAAUAGAAAAAUUUUUAGAAAAGAAAAAAUAUAUACAUGUUGAUGAUCAUUAUUUUAUAAAUAAUUACUUAGUCAAGGUCGUAAACCCAUUACAUAUGAAUCACAAAAAAGAAUUUUGGAUAAAUGAAAAUAAUUGUGCGAAAAGAAAAAUGCAGUUAAUAAAUAGUGGAUAUAAAUUUUACGCAUCAUCCUAUAAAUUUCCAAUAUUUGAAUUCAUCUUCUAUGAAUCUCUGAAAGUAUAUCUAUGUUUUAUUCACAAAAAUUCUUUAGGAACUUUUAUAUCAAAAAUUUCUAGAUUCAAUAAUAUGUAUUGUUGUAUUAAUAAAAAUUUACAUUUUAAAAUGAAAAUGAAUAACCUUCUGUGCUCCAAACUUAACAAUUUGUUGAUAGAGGAACUUUUGAACAUGCGCUUGAACAAGAUGCUUUCCAAUUGUAAUUCAAUUUUAUCAGCGUGUAUGUUUUUUUUUAUAUCAAUGUUGGAUGAGGAAGAGAAUGCUCACUUGGCCAUGUCUAUCGGGCGGGAUCAUGCUUUAGUGGGAGAAGUGGGAGAAUUGGGAGAAGUGAGAGAAUUGGGAGAAGUGGGAGAAGUGAGAGAAUUGGGAGAAGUACAGGAACUGUAUCUUGAAAAGCAAUGGAAUAGGAGUGCCAAUAAAAAUGUACCAUGGAUGAAUAGCCGCAAUUGGGAAGAAGGAGCUGUAGAAAAUUCACACAAGUGGAAGUUUGGAGAGAAUGAGAAUUAUGCAUUUCUAGCUAAGGAAGAAAUGAAUAUGGAAAAAUGUAGAAGUGAUAAUGAACCGAAUCAGAUGUUAAACAAAACUGUAAGCAGCAUACAUAACUGUAACAAUAUGGGAGAGACUUAUAAUAGAAAUGAUAAGGAAAAUAAAACAAGUAAUGUAGUAUAUUCACAUGAGCAGAGGUAUUACAUGAAUGAUAAAAGACCAAAUAGAUUAGUGGUGGGCAAUUGUAGGAACUACUAUAUAAAAGAGGACUCAACAGAAUUAAUAAAUAUGCACAAAUCGAUAAGAACAAACGAGAACAAAAACAUUAUGAUGUAUUCUAAGAAUGAUAAGGAAAGAAAUGAACAGCUUUUUAAUGUUCCCACUAAUGAGAAUAUUGUGAACCCCUCAUCAUCACAUACAACAGUCAAACGUAUUACAAAAUACAGGAUUGAAUAUUAUCAUAAAGAAAAAGGAAAAAACAACUCAGUUAAAAGUUCAUAUAUAUAUAUGAAACCAAAAGAUGUACAUAAAUUAUUUAAUUCUUUCGAAAUGAUAAAUAAAACAAUAUUGGAAUGUACAAAUUUUAUAUAUAAACUUUAUUUUUCAAAUAAUAAAGAUUCAUUAGCAAGUGAUGAAAAGGAAAAAAGAAAUAGGAAUGUUUAUACAUGGUUCCAGAAUUGCUUAAAUGUGUUCCACUUUGAAACGUGGGUAGUGCAUCAGUUUUACAACAAAUUCGAUAACGCUUCUUGCAUAUACAUGUUAAAAAAAAAAAAAAAAAAAAAAGAGCUAACCACUGAUGUGAUUCACAUGGAUUCAUGUAUAUUACGCGAUAUUGCAAAGAUGAAGAAACAUUUGGAGAACCGUUUCAAUGAUGUGAAGAAAGUUUAUAAUAUGGAUAUUUUAAUGGCAAAUGAGAAGAAGGAACCUUCAAUGAUAAAAGAACAUACAUCUAAGUUAGAUGCACAGAAAGAAACAAAGCAACCUGGUCAAAUUGAAGCAGAAACAGUCUUGCACAGUAAUGUGAACAAUACUAAUGCGGAAGAUAAAUAUGACGAACUGAUUGAGGACUAUGAUGAGUUAAAUUCUUUUCUCGAUUUUUCUCAAGACAAAUCGUCUGGUAUAUUAUUACAUGGGACAAAUGCUAGGGCUGUAAAAAGUUCAGCACAAGAUGGCAUUCAGAACCUGAACGAAUACAAAGUAGAUGACGGGUGGCUUACCUACAUUCGAUCCUUGAUUUGA